Messenger RNA from Lepus europaeus (European hare), 2121 nucleotides. RefSeq names its product N-acetylglucosamine kinase (gene NAGK). The record is from RefSeq and is a predicted model, not a curated record. Gene Ontology annotation, molecular function: N-acetylglucosamine kinase activity. The coding region runs from base 1120 to 2001 and encodes 293 amino acids. The transcript has 10 exons. Lineage: Eukaryota; Metazoa; Chordata; Mammalia; Lagomorpha; Leporidae.
GUGUAUCUCGUGGGGACGCCGCGCGUUUGCCCUGCCACACCCCGGGGGGGUCCUUUGUGUUUCACGGCGGGACCACGCCCCUCUCCCCCGUGAAGGUACCCAUUCCGCUGUCUUCCGCUGGAGAAGCAGCUUCGUUUCGCCAUUGCCAAUCCCGGAGAGAGUUUGGCGGAACAGGUGUCAGGUGUGAAGUUGCUGGGCUGGGGUGGGGAGUGAGAAAGGGGCGGAGACCGCAGUCCUUGCCGGAGGGUCCCUGCAGAGUGCUAGCUAGCUGUGGUCCUGAAAACCCUCCGCUCCUGUCGGCGCUUCAGGCUCCUGACACCAGAUCGAACUCUCUGUUACUGCUUUUCUUCCUGCUCAGAAGCUUGUCUGCCGGACUUUUUGAAAUAACUGCUCCUGAGUAUGACUGUGGACAAGGCACAUGCCCUCGCUGGGUUCCAGCUGCUGCAAGUGUGAAGUGAGGUCAGGGAGGAACAGAUGAUGGGUCACCACGUCCUCUGCCAGUGACAACAUGAAGUGAAUCUGGGUGUGUCCAAUCAGGGCACGAUAGAAGGUGGCUGUCAUCUCAGCCUGGGCACUGUACUUCCAGAUCUGAGAUUCACUUGUCUGGCAGCCACAUCUGCUGACUCAUAGACCCCAAAGUCCUCGUGUGAAUUGUUAGGGUCGAUCUCCCUCAUCCUGUCUCUAUAGCCCCCUCCCCUUUUGUCUAAACAGUAAAGUAAGUAUGCACCUAGUUCUGUUAUAUACAUCUGUAAGAUAAAAACCAGGUUUUUUUUUCAGUUUGUCACAAGAUUCUUUUAUAUGUUGAAUCUACCAUUUCAUGCAUUGACUAUCCCCGGAACUUGUGGACAUCAUUGAGUUUGAUCAGGUCUUCAGCAUCCUCUUUAAGACCUUCCCAGAAGUGUGGCUCAGUAAAGAAACAUACAUCGCACCACCACACGCCUCCCUCCAAACAACUCUCUCCCCAGUAACCAGCGGUGGAGGGUUUAGGUGCCUAGGGGAGGCACACGGUCCAAGGUCCUUUUGCUCUCGGAGGAUGGGCAGAUCCUGGCAGAAGCAGAUGGACUGAGCACAAACCACUGGCUGAUCGGGACAGACAAGUGUGUGGAGAGGAUCAACGAGAUGGUGAACAGGGCCAAGCGGAAAGCAGGGGUGGACCCUCUGGUGCCUCUGCGAAGCUUGGGCCUGUCCCUGAGCGGUGGGGAGCAGGAGGACGCGGUGAGGAUCCUGAUAGAGGAGCUGAGGGACCGAUUUCCCUACCUGAGUGAAAGCUACUUAAUCACCACUGAUGCCGCUGGCUCCAUCGCCACAGCUACGCCAGAUGGUGGGAUCGUGCUCAUCUCUGGCACAGGCUCCAACUGCAGGCUCAUCAACCCCGAUGGCUCUGAGAGUGGCUGCGGUGGCUGGGGCCACAUGAUGGGAGAUGAGGGCUCAGCCUACUGGAUUGCACACCAAGCAGUGAAAAUAGUGUUUGACUCCAUUGACAACCUAGAGGCGGCUCCUCAUGACAUUGGCUACGUCAAGCAGGCCAUGUUCAACUAUUUCCAGGUGCCGGAUCGGCUAGGAAUCCUCACCCACCUGUAUAGGGACUUUGAUAAAUGCAGGUUUGCUGGGUUUUGCCGGAAAAUUGCAGAAGGUGCUCAGCAGGGAGACCCCCUGUCGCGUUACAUCUUCAGGAAGGCAGGGGAGAUGCUGGGCAGACAUGUUGUGGCCGUGUUGCCUGAGAUUGACCCGGUCCUGUUCCAGGGGGAGAUUGGCCUCCCCAUCCUGUGCGUGGGCUCCGUGUGGAAGAGCUGGGAGCUGCUGAAGGAAGGUUUCCUUUUGGCGCUGACCCAGGGCCGGGAGAUCCAGGCUCAGAACUCCUUCUCCAGCUUCACGCUGAUGAAGCUGAGACACUCCUCUGCCCUGGGCGGGGCCAGCCUAGGGGCCAGGCACAUUGGCCACCUUCUACCCAUGGACUACAACGUCAAUGCCAUUGCCUUCUACUCCUACACCUUCUCCUAGGGGGCUGCUUCUGGCUCCACCCUCUCCAAGCCCAGUGGACAUUGGGUGCUGGAGGAGAGGAGUCUUUUUUUUUUUCUUUUUUAAACACAUAGAAGAAAAUAAACGCACUUUACCCACUUC